UUUUUAGGGAAAUUUUGGCAGCUCGUGACUGGAUCGGCCGUUCUGUUUUUAUCUGGGGAAAUACAAACGCUCUCUACGUGACUUCAAUCAUGGCCUUAUCACGCGCUUCUUUUUCCGCCAGAAGGCUCUGGCUUAACAUUCUGUAUAGUUCUAGUUACCGAUUCGGCCACAGGUAUUCUCACUCUUUGAUCACUUUUCACCACAACAAUGGUGGUGGUCAAAGUUUGGUGGAAGAGUUUUAUCCAGAUUUUACCACAGUGCAGUUGAUGGUGACAAUAUGGGGAUCGUGCGGCUAUUUUUGCAUGGGUUCCGUCCGAGGCUGGAGUUCUCCUGCUAUCCCAUCACUAAAUCGGACAGUAGACUUUGAAUUGUCUCCGUCAGACCUCCAGUGGAUAUCUUCGUUCCCGUUGCUAGGAGCUGUUCUCGGUUCCUUAUUCAUCAUCAAACCGAUGGAGUAUUACGGCCGGAAGAAGGCUCUGAUCGGCCAUUACUUUGUCUUCGUAUUCGGUUUUCUCAUCACCGCAUUGGCAAGUUUCGGGAAACACAAAUCCAUGUUGUACGCUGGCCGAUUCCUGAUGGGUUUCGCCGCCGGAUCUACCAUCCCCGUCUGUCAAAUUUACGUGAGUGAGUGCGCCUCUCCGAAAAUUCGUGGUCGACUUGGAUCAACUACAAUAUCUGCAAUGGCUCUGGGCGUUUGGACAACUUACAUAAUCGGGAUAUUUGUCGACUGGCACCUUCUGACAUGGGUCUUUUGUUGUUUACCAGUUCUUUUCCUCUUCGGUACCAUGGUGAUGCCCGAAUCUCCUUCCUGGCUUCUGUCAAACAACCGAGAACAAGAGGCUCGGCAAUCGCUUCAGUUCCUCCGUGGAAAAGGUACCAACAUUGAGGCUGAAAUGAAGAGGAUUAAAGAGUAUCAAGAAAUGAUCAAUAUCAAUGAUCCUGCAUCAACUACUUCCAUCGUCAAACCCCUGGGCAUUUCACUGGGAGUCAUGCUAUUCCAGCAGACGACCGGAAUCAACGCCAUCGUUUUCUACGCGGACGACAUUUUCCAGGCAGUUGGCAGCACAAUGGACGAAAAAUACGCCACAAUUAUCGUCGGUGCUGUCCAACUGGUUUUCACCAUCGCAUCCGGAUUUCUGGUGGACAGAUGCGGAAGGCGGAUGCUAUUCCUCGGUUCAGCCAUCACUUCUUCAGUGCCUUUGGCUACCAUGGGAACGUUUUUCUACUUCGAACGCCAAUGGGGCGACAAAGAAGCGACUCGAUACUUUGGUUGGCUGCCACUGGCCUCUCUAAUCGUUUUCUUCGUCACUUAUUCCGGCGGAAUGAGUAACGUUCCUUUCAUCAUCAUGGGCGAAAUGUUUCCCGCUCGCCAUCGGACAUCACUGGGAGCCAUCAGCUCUUCUUUCAAUCUCUUUUGCACUUUUGCCAUGGUCCAACUUUUCCCUGACAUGUCACAAGCGUUUGGCAAAGACGGCACUUUCUAUUUUUUCACCGGAUGUACUUUACUGAGUGCCGCUUUUGUUUAUUUCCUUCUGCCGGAGACGACAGGCAAAACACUCGAAGAAAUGGAACAGUUAUUCCGCUCCGAUAAAAGUCCAGGCUGUCGUAGCAAUAACCAUAGUAAUUACGUGGAUGUCAUCAUGCAGGUUGAAAGUAGCAAAAAUAAUUAUAUUACUGAACUAUGCAAUUCAGAAAUAUAUUUCAUCAUUUAAAUGAA
Messenger RNA from Daphnia pulex (common water flea), 1717 nucleotides. RefSeq names its product facilitated trehalose transporter Tret1-like. Gene Ontology annotation, biological process: carbohydrate transport; transmembrane transport. Gene Ontology annotation, molecular function: sugar transmembrane transporter activity. The coding region runs from base 90 to 1712 and encodes 540 amino acids. NCBI's taxonomy places the organism in Eukaryota, Metazoa, Arthropoda, Branchiopoda, Diplostraca, Daphniidae. Gene Ontology annotation, cellular component: membrane. The record is from RefSeq and is a predicted model, not a curated record. The transcript is spliced from 6 exons.